CCAUACUGCGACUCAUUCUUCAUACUGCCUGUAAAACUACUCAGUACAGUUUACUUGCAAUCCUGCAUUCACUCCUGAAACAGCUCUCAUCUCCCCUGGACUUCCAGUCGACGGUUUUCCUACCUGUCCUCAACAAGAGCCAAGUGUUGCUGCAUCAAGACGUGUACCACAGCAGCCACCCUCAGCUCAAUGACAGGUCUCUGAAGGAUCUGCAUCAUGUUUGUCAUUGUUUGGACUUUUCCUCUUGUUUGGCUGAUGAUUUAUCAUCCUUGUUUGGCACAAGAUAGCAACAGGUCUAUUGAUAUAACAAAUGUGAACUGUAUUAUUUAUAACAUAUCUACGUUGAAUUGUACGUGGGAUACUAACAAAGAAGUACCAGAUGAUAGUCAAUUUAUUGUGCAUUUCAAACAGGACGAACGUGCAGCAGUGUGUUACCUUUACAUCCAAAAAACCCAAAAGGAGGAUCUUAAAUGUAAUUUUCAGCAACUAGAAAUUGAAUACAGCGAAAUGAAGAAGAUAAACAUUUCUGUAAAUGGAUCAAGCAAGGACUAUAAAAUGAAUACAUAUUCUGAAUUAUUCGAUCCAUUUUCGAUUGAGAAACUUAAUCCACCAGUUAAUGUUCGUUUGUCAUUAAGUGUAAACAAUAUAACAUUGACCUGGGAACAGCCACCUACAAAGUAUAACUUUCCAAAACAUUGUUUUAUUUAUGAAAUAAUGGAUUCCAAUGGAGCAAGUAGCCAGAAAAUGUUUAAAGGAAAUGAAAAUAUCUCAGUCACCUUUCAAAGAGCUGAUACAUCGACAACGGCUUUUCACGUGCGAGUCAGUGGGCGCUUACUCUGUAGAAACCCUGGAAUCUGGAGUGACUGGAGUGUCGUAUAUUUAAAGGAACAACAUCCCAUUCCACAGUACGUGGGUCCUGUGGUGGCAUCAGUCGUUAUAACCUUAAUCUUGAUGAUUUCAUUUUUCUUGUGCAAAAGGUUUCAAAUAGAAGAUAUAUUAUUUCCUCCGAUACCUGAUCCAAAAAAAGCUUUCAUAGGUUUAUUUCAAUCCCACAAUAAAGAUUUCAAGGGGAGGAAUGUACUGAGCUCAACAAUGGAAGAUUGUCUGCAACAACAGGAGAAAGAGGGACAGCACUCAUAAACCACGGGAGUGAACUCUUACAUGUAUUUAUAUUGUAGAAACAAUACCAUUUAUAUUGCUAAAAGUACAACUUGUUUUUUGGUAUACAAUACAACCCUGAGCCUGCCUUUCUUGCUCCCAAGCUCAACCAGCCCAAGGGAUUUCAAAUAGGUGCAUGCUGCCAUCUAAUGGAUAAAUAUUGCUCUGGUUGUGGUUUCUUUUGAAUUGGGAAAUCACCAGAGUGCAGAAUGCAGUCUGCAGGCCGCACCCUACUGUGCUGUGCAAUGUUGCAUGUAAGUUGACAACAUAAUUAGGAGUGAGUUUUUACAAGAUAACCAAUAGUUUUAUUUUUAUUCUUUAUUUUUUAUUAUGAUUGUGCUGCUUUACGACAAGGCAAAAUAAAACGAAUUAUCCAUGCCACUCCCAAGUCUAGAUUUAACUGUGGCUACAGUCUAAUAUUAAAUCUUGCGAGUGGAUCUGAUUGAAACAAAACAAAAAACAAACAAAAACAGUAAAUGAUGAGAUAUCAUUUUUGUUUAUAAAGCAGAAUACAAAAGAUACAUUAUACAUUUUCACAAACCCAAACUUUUUUAUAUAACAGUUAUGGUACCCUACAUCUCCUCCCUUUGGGUGCUACACACUAUCUGCCCCACUGGAUCUCUAGAUACUGUACCAGUCUCACAUUUAAUCAUACAACAUCAAAGGAAGAGAAAACGAGACAGCAUUGAAAUGAUCUAAAACAGCAUUUACAGCUGGAGACCCAGCAAUGUAUCCCAGGUAAUGCACCCAUACUCUUCCCUGUGUCUUUCUCAGGAUCUGGACCAACCAAUUUUUCUGCGCUGUACCACAUUUCAUUGUUGAAGGCCAUGCCAUAACCAUGUUUUACUUAGCUAUAUAGUUCUAUAUGUUAAGGUGAUUUGAUUUGCAUCUGGUAAAGUAGUCCAAGAUCAGUGCCAAUGUGUUUUCGUUCAGGACCUGCUCUUCAAGUCUAGCUGCCUGCCACAGACAUUCUGUAUGUACAGUAAUGUAGGCUAGAUAAGGACCAGUACCAUCUAGUGCACAGAAGAGUACUGCCAAAAUGGCAGAACACUACCUCUAUAAAGACACUGGCUGAUUUACCCUAAAUUACAUAUAUCCAUGGCAACUAAAACUGAACAGCAGCUGAACUAGGCCGAAGGAACCUUAACACAGACUUAGAAAAAGAAAAAAAGAAAGAUAAAUGGUAUUU
Messenger RNA from Polyodon spathula (Mississippi paddlefish), 2347 nucleotides. Its product is annotated as interleukin-5 receptor subunit alpha-like. The coding region runs from base 217 to 1140 and encodes 307 amino acids. Gene Ontology annotation, cellular component: external side of plasma membrane. Gene Ontology annotation, biological process: cytokine-mediated signaling pathway. NCBI's taxonomy places the organism in Eukaryota, Metazoa, Chordata, Actinopteri, Acipenseriformes, Polyodontidae. The record is from RefSeq and is a predicted model, not a curated record. The transcript has 10 exons. Gene Ontology annotation, molecular function: cytokine receptor activity; protein binding.